This is a messenger RNA of Sander lucioperca (pikeperch), 2377 nucleotides long. RefSeq names its product polymerase (DNA directed), mu (gene polm). The transcript has 11 exons. Gene Ontology annotation, cellular component: nucleus. Gene Ontology annotation, molecular function: DNA binding; DNA-directed DNA polymerase activity. The coding region runs from base 391 to 1947 and encodes 518 amino acids. NCBI's taxonomy places the organism in Eukaryota, Metazoa, Chordata, Actinopteri, Perciformes, Percidae. Gene Ontology annotation, biological process: double-strand break repair via nonhomologous end joining. The record is from RefSeq and is a predicted model, not a curated record.
GUCGGAACUAUUUUGGUAGCGCGCAGGUGGAGCCGGCGCAGCAACAGCUGCAUCCGGUUUGCACUCUUGCACAGAAGUUUGCAGCUUUUGCGGCUUUUCAUUCCCGCUAACUUCCUUCAGAGAAUGAAACCCGUUACGGUAGACACGUGAACUUAACUACGUCGUAGCAUUUUAUGAAUAUUAACUGCUAUUUUAUGUUAAUUAGCUUUAUAAAAGUAAGCUAGCUUCAAAGAAGUGACGGACGUAUGUCAGGAGUGAACGGAGCUAAAAAAAUCAACAUUAGCUUGACACAAGAUUCUAUAUUUAGUUUUUAUUACGAGAUAUGGACUCGACAUGUAUGCAGGCUUCAACUCUGAUGGUUGAACGUCUGCUGUAACAUCAGAGUCAACCAUGGUGCCGUUAAAGAGAAGAAAGGUCGUCUCCUCCGGUGCUGGGGACACCGGCAGCGACCGUCCCGGAGAUAAAGUACCGACCAGGUUCCCGCAGGUUGUUUUGUUUCUGUUGGAGAGAAAAAUGGGAGCCAGUCGAAGAGCUUUUCUCUCUCAGCUCGGUCGAAAGAAAGGCUUUCAGGUGGAGGAGGUGUUCAGUGAGAGAGUCACACAUGUUAUCUGUGAGAACAACUGUAGUGACGAGGUGCGGACGUGGCUGCACUCGCAGGUCGGGGGCCGAACAUCUGCUCAGCCGCUGGACAUCAGCUGGUUCACAGAGAGCAUGAGAGCAGGACGUCCUGUAGAAAUACUGGACAGACAUAAAGUACAGGAGCAGCAGAUUGAUGAAGCGGAGGUUGUGGCGUUCUCUGUACCGAGCUACGCCUGUCUGAGAAGAACCACUCUGGACAACCACAACCCCGUCCUCACCGAUGCGUUGUCCCUGCUGGCUGAAAACGCCGAGCUCAGUGACGAGGAUGGGCGAGGUGUUGCGUUCCGACGGGCCGCCGCCGUGUUGAAGGCUCUCCCCGAACCGGUGACGGGCGUGACGCAGCUCAGAGGGCUCCCCUGUCUCGGAGGACACUCGCUCAGAGUCAUCAGAGACAUUCUGGAGAAUGGAGCGUCAAGUGAAGUUGAAUUUACAAAGCAGUCUGAGCGGUUUAAAGCACUGAAGGUUUUAACGGAUAUUUUUGGAGUUGGAGCAAAAACAGCAGAGCGCUGGAUCAGAGACGGGAUACACAGCCUUCACCAGUUGCAGGAAUCAGGACAAACGCUCAAUCGAGCGCAACAAGCAGGCCUGGAGCACUAUGAUGACCUGAAGCAGCCCGUCACGAAGGCGGAGGCUGACGCCAUCGGCGAGAUCGUGGAGGAAGCUGUCGUGUCUGUGUUACCCGGGGCUCAGAUCACUCUGAUCGGAGGAUUCAGGAGAGGAAAGCUGACGGGCCAUGAUGUUGACUUCCUAAUAACACACCCAGAAGAGGGCAGAGAGGUGGGACUGAUGCCUAAAGUCGUCUCCUGGUUGGAAUCACAGGGUUUCCUGUUGUACCAGAAAACUACAAGAAACUCUUACCUGGAGGCUAAAGACGGUCCUGCUCGGCCCGCCUCCAACAUGGACCGCUUCGAGAGGUGUUUCUCCAUCUUUAAACUGGCCGACGCGGAGAAACGAGGAACGAAACAGACAGAAAAUACACCUGAGGACACGUGCAGGCUCGCAGCCCACUCGCAGGUUACAGACGAAGGACCGAAACCUGCCAGCGGACACAGACGGUGGCGAGCCGUGAGAGUGGACCUAGUGGUCUCUCCCAUCAGCCAAUUUGCUUUUGCUCUGCUGGGCUGGACCGGAUCCAAGUUGUUUGAGAGAGAGCUGCGACGCUGGGCGGGGCACGAGAAGGCCAUGUCUCUGAGCAGCCACGCUCUGUACGACAACAAACAGGGUAGAUAUCUGAAAGCUACGUCAGAGGAGGAGAUAUUUACUUAUCUUGGUCUGGAGUACAUUCCUCCGUCAGAGAGAAACGCCUGAUGAUGAUCUCCGACACGAGGAGCAAGCAGGUACCAUCUGAGGUUUAUAACCCGCACGCAGAACUGUUAACGGAGCCGCCAAGUGGACCUUUAUACUCCCUCCUGAAUCAUAAAUAACAAGUCUUUGAGUUUAAACCCUCUGAGGUCUGAGGGCAUUUUCACAUAUGUUCUUAAAAUUAACUUUUUAGGGUAUUUGCGUAUAACUGAUCCCCAUGUGAUUCACAUCAAAAUGUUCCGAACAAACUCAGCUUUGCGUAUAGUGACGCCCACAUUGUUUCUAGAGCAAUGUGUGGAGAGAUAAUUUGGUGCUAAAGAUGCAACGUUGAUGUUGGCUUUUUAAAAUUCCUCAAAUCUUAAAGAACAAAAAACCAAACAAAAAAAACCCUUAAAGCUUUAGUGCGUAACUUUUUGAUAUUAAUGAACGUCCGUAA